This is a messenger RNA of Ipomoea triloba (trilobed morning glory), 2823 nucleotides long. Its product is annotated as MDIS1-interacting receptor like kinase 2-like. Gene Ontology annotation, molecular function: ATP binding; protein kinase activity; protein binding. NCBI's taxonomy places the organism in Eukaryota, Viridiplantae, Streptophyta, Magnoliopsida, Solanales, Convolvulaceae. Bases 1 to 2745 code for a protein of 914 amino acids. Gene Ontology annotation, biological process: protein phosphorylation. The transcript is spliced from 3 exons. The record is from RefSeq and is a predicted model, not a curated record.
AUGUGUCUCUAUAAAAAUUGGUUUUCUGGUCAAAUUCCUCAUGAGAUUGGAUAUUUAAAUUCGCUAGUAGAUUUGGAAUUGAACUCGAACAACCUCAUGGGUGAAAUUCCUAUUUCUAUAGGGAACUUGAGAAAUUUAACGAUUCUACAACUCCACACAAAUCAACUUUCUGGUCACAUUCCUCAAGAAAUUAGGUUAUUGACAUCCCUUAUUGAUUUGAAAUUCGAGUCAAAUAAUCUCAUUGGUCAAAUCCCUACUUCAAUUGGAAAUUUGAAGAACUUAAGGACAUUGUAUCUCUAUAAAAAUGGACUCUCUGGUAGCAUUCCUGCUACCAUUGGAAAUUUGUCAAAUUUGAGGUAUUUGUCCUUAUUUUCUAAUAACUUCACUGGUCAAAUUCCAAUCUCUUUAGGAGGCCUGACAAAUUUAGAAUUCAUUUCGCUCGAUGAUAAUAAACUUUUUGAUCAUAUUCCUAAGGAAAUUGGAUUGUUAUCCUCCCUUGUCGAACUAUAUCUGUCCUCAAAUUUUUUGUUUGGUCAAAUACCUAGUUCAAUUAGAAACUUAACAAAAUUGAAUAAGUUUAGUCUAUUUUUCAAUCAACUUAGUGGUCACCUUCCAUUAGAACUAAAUAAUAUUAGUGCAAAACUAGUUGUUUUUCAAAUAGGUGGUAAUCAUUUCUCAGGUCCUUUGCCAGAGAAUUUAUGCCUUGGCAAGUCACUAACCUAUUUCUCAGUUGUAUAUAAUAACUUUAGUGGAAACAUUCCCAAGGGCGUAAAAAACUGCACAACCCUUCAAAGAGUUAGGCUUGAACAUAACAAACUCUCUGGGGACAUAUCUGAAGAUUUUGGAAUUUAUCCAAACCUAACUUACAUUGAUUUGAGUUCCAAUAACUUCCAUGGCCAGCUAUCUUCAAACUGGGGUCUUUGUUCAAAGCUAGAAGCGUUAAAGAUUUCCAAAAAUAGAAUUUCUGGGAAAAUCCCACCUGAACUUGCAAAUGCAUCCCAUCUAGAAUUUCUUGAUCUCUCCUUCAAUCAACUUGUUGGGAACAUUCCAAAGAGUUUUAGUACUCUACAUUCCUUGGGUGUUUUAAAGUUGGUUGGCAACAAACUGUCUGGCAACAUUACAUUAGGAAUUGGGGAAUCGUCUUUGCUCACAGAAUUGGACUUGGCUGCAAAUAGGUUCAUUGGUUUCAUUCCAGAGGGCUUAAGAAGUUGUCAAAAGUUAACUGUCUUGAAUUUCAGUCAAAAUAUGUUUGAUGGUAGGAUUCCUUAUGAUAUAGGAAGCUUGCAGUUCCUUCAAACUCUUGAUCUCAGUCAAAACAUGCUAACCGGCAAGCUACCACAACAGUUUGGAGGAUUAAUAUCCUUACAAAGCCUGAAUGUUUCACACAAUAAGUUGUCAGGCUCCAUCCCAUCAAGCAUGGCUCAAUGCUUAGGUUUGGUUUCGAUUGAUGUAUCCUAUAAUGAGUUGGAAGGAGUGCUCCCAAACAACAAAGCAUUUGAAAAUGCUACAUUUGAAUCCUUAAGAAACAACAAAGAUUUGUGUGGCAACAUUGCUGCUUUGAAGCCAUGUUCUUCUGGAUCUCCUGAAAAGAAGACAGAUCAAGGUCACAAAACAACAACUUUAGUCUUAAAGAUAGUGAUACCGAUUGGAGUUAUUGGUGUUGUUGCGAUGGUUGUUGUCAUAUGGUUGAUUCCACUAAGAAGGUGCAUCAAAGAAAUGCCAAGGGCAUCCAGAGAAAAUUUGUUCGCAAUAUUGAAUUUUGAUGGGAAUAUUGCAUAUGAAAGCAUAGUAGAAGCUGUUGGGAAAAAUCCCACUUCCUGUGACAAGGACCCAACAGAAGCAACAGACAACUUUGAUUCAAGAUAUUGCAUUGGAGUGGGAGGAUCCGGAAGUGUAUUUCGAGCUGAGUUAUCCAAUGGUGAGAUUUUUGCUGUAAAAAAAUUAAAUGAACCCAUACAAGGAGAUGAGUCUCGAGACUUCAGAAGUUUUUCAAAUGAGAUUCGUACUUUAAGUGAGGUGAGGCAUCGAAAUACUGUUAGGCUGUAUGGCUUUUGUUCUCAUGUGCGACAUUCGUUCCUAGUUUAUGAGUACUUAGAAGGUGGAAGCCUAGCGCAAGUAUUGAGCCAUGAUGAAAAAUCAAUAGAAUUUGAUUGGAUUAAGAGGGUGAAUGUUGCUAAAGCUGUGGCAAAAGCAUUAUCAUACAUGCACCAGGGUAGUUUCCCUACCAUUGUACACCGAGACAUAUCCAGCAAGAAUAUUCUUUUUGAUCAUGAAUACGAGGCUCAUAUAUCUGAUUUUGGCACGGCUAGACUCUUGAAUUCUAAUUCAUCGAACUGGACUUCGUUUGCUGGAACAUUUGGCUACACUGCUCCAGAGUUUGCUUACACAAUGGAAGUGAACGAAAAGUGUGAUGUGUUCAGUUUUGGAGUGGUAGUUUUAGAAGUGAUUAUGGGACGACAUCCUGGUGAACUUGUUUCAUCAAUUUCAUCGUCUUCAUUAUCUGAAAACCAAAACGUGUUUUUAAAGGAGGUGUUGGACCCUCGACUUUCAAGUCCUGGGAAACAUGAAGCGGAAGAAUUGGUGUUGAUUGCAAAGAUAGCAUUUGCAUAUCUGAAUUUCAAUCCAGGAUCUCGGCCAACCAUGUUCCAAGUUUCUGCAUUGCUGUCCAAGAAAAUGCAGCCUUCAAAUUUGUUUCCUCAUAUCACACUUAGCCAAUUGUUUGGUCUUGAAUUUCCCACUGUCUGACUACGACAUUAAUCUUCAUUUGCAUACUAUUUAUCCUUUAAUUUUGGUUGUAUAUAUUCUUGGUUUUCUAAGAAUAAU